Messenger RNA from Anthonomus grandis grandis, 7679 nucleotides. Its product is annotated as telomere attrition and p53 response 1 protein. NCBI's taxonomy places the organism in Eukaryota, Metazoa, Arthropoda, Insecta, Coleoptera, Curculionidae. The transcript has 5 exons. Bases 137 to 853 code for a protein of 238 amino acids. The record is from RefSeq and is a predicted model, not a curated record.
GUGCUGGCAACAUAGCGAACCAGUUUAUAAACGAGCAAGCACGUCGCGGAUCAGUGGCCGUUUCCAUUUAAGAAAAAUGGUUUUAUCCAGUUAAAGUUUGGUUUAUUAAGUAGGAGUUUAGUGCAAAUUGAAGGAAAUGAAUGGGGAAAACGAUAACGACACUUGGCUGAGCAGCUGGGAACAACAGUGUGCCGAAACGAUCGAAAAUCAGCCCGAUUACGACCACUCUUUGGCCCAGGAAAAUGAACAUUUUCAGAGGAAAGUUUGGAAUAGUUUUCAGGACUCUGCCACUGCCAUAGCACAGCUUUAUAGAGAUCGCUAUGCUGGAGAACCAGGAACCAUGUGGUUUCAGUUUCAAACUGCAGCUGGUACAGUUACUACCUUGUAUAAAGAUUCUUGUGAAAGCCUUAAAAGAACUACAGAACUAGCAAAACAGAGUGGUCACCAAAAAAGAAAUAAUGAACUCCUCAAUUGGGCAAAAAGGAAAAGACGGCUAAUAAGAAGAGAGGAUCUGUUGGCUUUUUUAUCUGGCAGGCCACUGCCAACAAGACAGAACCAUCAUCAUCACCACCAUAACCACCAUAGGUUGUCCCCUAGACCGAGAAAUAUUUCCCCACCACCUCAUCACACUGCCAGGGAUUCAGCCACUCCUCACUUAAUAGACCCUAAUUUACAUAUGUUCAGGGAGGCACUGACAAAUAAUUCUCGAAGGGGCAGUAGCCCCCAAAUGGGUACAGACUUAUGUACCUUUAUAUCAGGUGAAAUGAUGAGACAUGGAGCAAAGAGGUCUGCUUCACCUAAUGAUGUGACUAUGGGAAGUCCUACACCUCAAAAGAGGAGCCGGUAUAUGUGACUAUAAGAAAAAAAACCUUUCGCAUGAAUCUUGGAAAAUCAGGAAAUAAGUACUUUAGUAAAUAGACCUUUAUUUAUUGUAAAAAGUGUACAGAUAUUUACACAAGUGCAACCAUUAUUAUAAUUGCUGAUAUUGAAAUAUUUACAAUAUGUUUGUAUAUUUUCAGAAGACAUAAUAAUAUAGGGUGUCUGUGUUAAUAUUUAUUGAAAAUAAAAAGUGGUCAGUUUUAGCUGAAAAUAAUUAAACGUAUGGCAGUUUUUUUGUAGACAAGUAGCCAUUUUACAGCUUUUUUUAUAUGAAAAAUCCAUUUUGUUUCUACUUCACCUUAACAUAGUUCAGUUAUUGGCAUAAAAAUUGGUAUUUUUGAAAUAUUCCAAUAUCUGUAAAUUACAAAAAGCAACCAAUAGAAAAUAAUGCAACUUUUUUUAGAAUAUUUCUAACUUAUUGUUGAUAGUAUAAAAUCUUAACUUAAUUUUUUCAACAAUAUUUUGUUAAGUUUAUGUAUUUAUUUUGUAAUUCUUACCAAAUAUUAGUACAAUUUUUUUUAUGAGUUGAAAAGAUUAGGUGGAUAAUUAUUAUUGUUUUGGAGGAUAAAUUAAUUUUUAAAUUGCCUAUGAUAAUUGUGACAUAUUUUAGAAUUUUUAAGUUACUUAUGUACAUUUAGAGUUGUAUUUAUAUUUAUAAAAUUUACUUACACAUUAAUCUAUGUAAUUUUUAAUUUUUUUUUCAAUAAUAUGGGUUUUCAGCACAGUGCCUUUUUAAAACUUUAUUUUGCAAGUGAACUUGAUUAAAACGAUUAAAUUCAGUUUAAGAUAAAUUAUUGUAGGGGAGACUGGCCUAAAAUGACAUACCACUUUAUUUUUGCUUAUUAAUUUUUUAUUCUUUUAAUGUAAACAUACAAAAUCAUUAGUAAUUUAUAAUACAUAAGAAUAUAACCUAAUUCUUUUAAAAAUAAAUGUAUAAUCCGGGCGAAAAAAAUAUAAAAAGAAAUAUGUAAAUGUGUCAUUUUACCCGAGCAUACUUGGGUAAAAUGACAUAAGAAACUUACAUAGGUACAUAAGGUCAUUACAAGUUAAAACUAACAAAGUUCACAUACAUAUUGUUUGCUUCUUUUAGAAAUACCAGCACACUCACAAUGUGCCCAUUUCGAGCAGGAUUGACAACUAACCCACGUUUCCUUGGACUUGGACAUAGAGUACAAACUGUUACAAUAUAGGCAGGGUGGAUCAUCUUCGUCGUCUUCAUCUUGAAACGGCUCUUCAUUAUCAGAGUUUUCGUCCAUUGGGACAAAGUGUUCGGAUGCUACUAUGGCAGCCUUACGUGUUAUGCGGUUUUUACUUUCUUUGGCAACUUCUUUGAUUUGAAUAACUUCUUUUAAACUUUCAGGGCUUUCAACUAAAUGAGUUACAUUUUUUUUUGGUUCCUUUCGCGGCUUUGCGAAAUUCAGCAGCUUGUUUUUCCGCUUCUCUAGCUUUAAGUUCCUCUAAUAUUGGGGUACUCGUAAGCACUUUGGUUCCUUCUGCCUUCCGCUUUCUUGGGUUUGCUUGUAUCCCGGAUGAACUUGGAAGAGAGGAAAUGUCUUGUGGGCGAAUAACUGAAAUGUUGUUUAUAUUCAUUGAAUGGUUAGCCACUUGGGUAUCACCAUCUUGAUAUCUAUCUGUGACCAUUGCAGGGUUAAACAGAUAAUCAGGAAAUAUAUCUGGGUUUAGCGGCCAUAUUCCUGUUUUCAUAAAUCCACUUACAGCAUUUUGAUUUGUAGCUGCUUUUCCAUAUGCUGCAGCAAAUAACCCGCCAAUCUGAUAUGAAGAAACAGUUCUGCCUGGAUGACAUUUUAGCCAUUUUGUAACUUCUUGAUCAUAAAAUGUUUUUAAUGGCCCAAAAAAGCACACAUCUAAGGGUUGCAGCCGGUGGGUGCAAUGAGGUGGGAAACAUAUCAUUUCUAUUCCAUUUUCUUUAGCAAAUCUUGUAAAAUCUAGAGUUUUAUGGCUAGCAUGACCAUCAACCAGAAGUAACACUUUAUUUGCCUUUGAAGAAUUAGAAUAUUCUCUAAAAUGGUGCAUCCAUCUUAGAAAAAUCUCGCCCGUCAUCCAGCCUGUCUCCUGAGCUAUUCCCAAUGUACCUAAGGGAGCCUCGUCGGUCAGUUCCUUUUUCCAGUUUUUUCUGGGAAAAAUUAAUGAUGGGGGAAUAUAGGCUCCUGCUGCGCUCAUGCAAACCACAGCUGUAAUAUGCUGCCCCCUUUUAGCACUUAGCCAAAAGCCAAAAAUUAAGAAUCUAACCAGAAAUUAAGCCAACUUGUUUUCGACCAAUUUCGGCCAACUCUUUGUCAAUUGUCUCUUGGAAAGUUCUAAAAAAAUUAGCAAUUUGCGGUUUAUUGAAGGAUUGUGCUCUAGCGGCCGAAGUAGCUUCAGGCUUUCUAAGAGAUAUAUCGGGGUUUCUGGACCUAAAUCCACGUAGCCAAUCCCAACCAGCCAUUUUAGUUGAGUUGAACCUGUGUGCAAUUCCAUUUCUUUCUGCCAGUUGAUACGCCAAGGAACGAACUUCAUCGCAUGAUAAACCAAAUAAACAAGAUUCCAAUAAUUUGAUAUGUUGAACUAGGUCCCUCUCCAACUCUACGGAAAACGUGGUUUCGUAUCGGCCUAGACCCUUAUCAGUAGCUUUGACUCUUUUAUUUUUGUCCGAUGCUCGUCUUCUUAGCGUAGCCUAGGGUAGGCCAAAUGUUUUUGAAGCCUUGAGCCAGCCCAUUUCUCCAUUUUGUACUACCGCAAUAGCUUUUUGCAUCUGUAACGGAUCCCAAGACUGACGCGUGGUUUUUCUUGAGUAAUUUCCAACCAUUCUAAAAAAAUAACAAGAAACAAUUUAUUUUCAGAAACUGUAAAAAAAAUAAGGGCAAAUUGACAUACUAUGUCAUUUUAGCCAUAUAGGUCCUAUGUCAUUUUACCCAACUUGCACCACAAACACAUGUUUAUUUAUGAAAAUGUUAUUUAUCAAAAAAAAUUUUUAAAUGUUGUUAUUUUACCAAUAAAUAAGAUUAAUACAAACCUAUAAUUAGGUUAGAGCGUAAAAAAUUAAACUUUAAAUACUUUAGUUAAAUCUUCUGUUUUAAAACACAAACAUUUUGUAGACUUGAAAACAAAGCACGCCCUAUGAACGUUAACGCCAAACUAAUCUCGAGAUUUUUAAUACGCGUCAGUGUUGCCAGUAGGCCCAACAAAAAUUAUUGUCUGGGUGAACCGAAAUUAUCGUAAAUUAUCGUACGAUAGAUGGCGUGAGUAUACAGGAUGGAGUCAGUAGGAAUUUUUAGUGCGAUUUUUUUAUGAAGCGCCCAUUUAUUCAAAACUUGUAAAAAAAACACAAAAUAUACACAAAUAAUAAUAUAUUGAAAAUAAAUAGAAUCCUUCAAAAACAAAACAGGUAUAGAUACAAGCGAAAAAGAAAACAUAAAUGUAGGUACGUAGUACAUGUUUCAACCUACUUAAGCCUUAUCUGUUUCAAAAUUUAUUGAAACAUUAAAUUAUAACACCUAUAUAACUAUGCUUCGUCAAAAAUAAUAUCGUCAUCAGGAUCCAAGUAUUCCAAGUCUAUAUUAGUUGGUUUUUUGUUACAACCAUAAAGAUUGUAUGAAGUCAUCGAGCCUAUCAUGUCAUUAUUUGGUUCAAAACCAAUGCAACCUUUAUCAAAAUUUUUAACAUGUUGUGAUGAGUGCAUAAUACCAUUAAUUGUCGUUAUAACUAAACGAUUUCGACUUUCAGUUUUAACUAAAUUAAUUUUGGAAAAUUGUCUUUCACAGUUUGCACUAGAAUGCGGCAGUGACAAAACUGAUAACGCAAAUUCACUUAUUUCUUGAAAUAAGUGAGUUCCUUGAAUAUCUUUUAUUUCUCCAAGUUCGAAAUUAAAGGUAUCUAAAUCUUCUGUUGUAGGUAGAUGUUCACUAGGCCUAAUUUGCAACAACCUCCAUUGGUCAUCGAUUUUUUGAGCCUUUUGUAGAUCAUCUUGGUCACAAAUACGUGGCACCUCUUUUAUUAAGGGAAAUAUGCUAGAGUGCAAUUUUAUUUGAUUUUUAUUAAGCAUACCUAAUUUGCUUAGGAUAGGAUCAUUAAAGUCGUAUCUUUUUUUUAUUUCUAAGCAUGAUGUUAUUAAAAAUCUUCGGCACCUUUCAUAAAAGUCAAUUUUCGUUGGCUCAUCCACGCUGUUGACAUUUUGCGCAAUGCCUACCCCAAGAUACAUAUUUUGGUAAAUUACAAAUUUACUCUCAUCACUAGGAUUAAUAUUUUUAUGUCAUUUUGCCUUAUGUACUGGGGAUUCAUAUAUGUGAGAAGAAGAUCUUUAUAGGUGCUAACCAUUUUAUCAUGUAGUGAUGUUAUUACCACUUUAUCACUUUGAAAAUACUUAUUCAAUUCAGUCCAGAAAUAUAUAAAAUAAUUUUAUAUGUUUAUCAUUUAAAUCGUGAUAUAUUUCUUCACUAGCUAGCAAACGAUGUUCAACAUAAUUGGACGUGAAAAAUAGUCGUAAAGGUUCCCAUUGCUCAAGUAUUCUCUUUACAACUGAUAAAAGCGAAAGCCAUCUUGUUUGCGAUGGGCGAAGAAUUUGGUGUGAAUCAACUUGACAAAAAUCUUGGAAUUCCUUAAACAUUGCUUGUCGCUUUGAGCUCUGCUUAAAAUAGUUAUAAAUGUUUCUCGCCAUAUCUUCGCACCUUCUAGGCAAGUUUUUGCAAGCCUCGCUGGCAUAUAAAUGUAAAGAGUGACAGAUACAUUUUUGCACUAUAAUGCCAGGCAGUUCGUCUUUUAAAUCUGCUCGAUACCGAUUUUUUUUUCCCAAACAUACUGUUGCAGCCAUCAGAUGCGAAUCCAAUAAUAUUUUUUAAUGAAAUUUUCUAAUUAACUAAAGUUUUUUUAAUUUCAUGAAAUAAUCUCUCAGCUGUUGCACCUUCAUUGGCCUGAUCUGGAUUGUCUCCAGAAAAUAUUUGUAUUAGUUUCCAAUAAAGAGUAUUAAUUUUUUUUUAUCAAAAAAUCUCACGCAGACACAUAGGGUUUUAAUCGCAGCUAUGUCAGUAGACUCGUCUAUAAUGAGACUAAAUUUAUUUAAUUGUAAAAUGGUAUUUAACUCACUCUCAGAGCAACGACCAAUAAUAUUUUUCAUUACUUGAGUUGCUUUAGUUCGAUGCAAAUUCAUCCCUUUUGCUAUUUUGGAAUCCGGGAAACAUUCUUUGAUUAUAUCCGUUAAAUGAUCAACACAGUUAAAAGCAAUAUUGUACUCUGCUAAAAAACCAGUAAGUUUUAUUUCUGCCCGUUUUAUUUGCCUCUCUUCGGAUGUACAUACCUCUUUUUUCUUAAAUAAAUCUGCGACUGAUGUUGUUGGCAUUCCUUUGAUUUUUAACAAAUGUUUUGCCGAUUUUGAAUGAUUUUUUAUGACCAUAAUUUUCGCCGUAAAUACAGCAUUGCAGGCAGGACAUCUUGCUUUUCCAUUAUCUACAAAAACACAACAACUUGUGCAACAUGUGCAUAUUUUACCAAAUAUUAAUUUACCGCUAUCCGGAAACAAUCACCCUUUAAAUUCCUCGUUUGCUUCCCAUUCUCUGCGGUAUUUCUGGCUUCUAUGUUUACCUUUUUUGCUCUCACCUCUUCGAAUUUUUUUGUAUUCAGGUGUCCUACAUAUCUUUCUUUUUUCUCCGCAUUCAGAAGUUUCAGAGUCUGAUGAAGACAUUAUUUUACCUUUUUUAUUGAAAUUUACAAGCUUGUGCUUUUCACAAUUCGAGUUCACUAACACCACACCACUAAACUAACCGCAAUAAUAAAAUAAAAUCCAAACUAAACAAAAGAUGGGGAUUCCCCGAAAAACAUAACAGUCGUGCCAAACUUUAAAACGCAAACAUGAGGAAAUAAAAAUAGACACUAUUAUUUGUCUAUUUUUACUUUAAAUUUUUACAUACUAAAAAUUUUUUUUUUCAUAAUUAUGUGUUUUAAGGCAUAUUUUCGGUAAAGUCAAAAUUAUCGUACAUUUUAAUAUUAUCGUGCAUGCGGUAUCGUACAUCGUACGAAGGGCAAAAGUAUCGUACAAAAACGAUAAUUAUCGUUCACCUGGCAACGCUGAUACGCGUAAUAUAAAGACAUGCCGAGACACUGUUGACAUAAAGUUAUUCCGAAAAAUACUGUUGCCAAGUUGGAGAUUUUGUACCUAUGUUGUUUUACCCUAGUAUGUCAUUUUAGGCCAGCCUCCCCUAAUAGGUUUGAGUAUAUUAUUUGCAUUUAAAAAAAAAUAAUACAAACAAUUUACUCCCAACUAUAUUUAUUUUGUAAAUUUCCAGUUUAAUAAUCAGUUGCUUUUGCUGCAUCCCAUAUUUUUUGUAGAAACACCAUAACUGGUGCAAUUAACAACGUGAAUAAAACAAAUUAUAAAUGUUAUUUUCAAUUACUUUUGUUGUAAUGUGGUUUUGUGAAUUGUUUUUUUAUAGAAAUAUCUCUUUUAUUAGUAAUAUCAUUUACAAAAAUAUCAAUAGAAUCAACCCAUUAAAAGUGAAUUUCUGCUUGAUUCUCGAAAAUCAUCUUAUAAAAAAGGCUUUUGUUGUUUUACCUCUACAUGACAAAAAAUUAACUGAAGGGUACAUAUUUCAGGCCAAAAACUGGGUUUGUAGAGUAGUAUCCAACAAAAAUCUUUAAUAUUGACAUUUCGCAAUUAGUGCUAAUAUUUAUUAUUAAGAUAUGGUUCUAGAAAAAUACCUAUACUUAACGGCCAUAACGCCUAUUUUUGUGAUUUGAACGCGUUUAAUACAUUUUUGUACAAUUGCAUUGUAAAUGUGUAUUAUCAAUAAAAUUAUAGUUAUUUAAUUGUA